AUGCAGGCCGGCCCUCAUAAAGACCGAAACAUGAAGGGAACAAAAAAUUGGGUUGUGCCCAUUAGCAAAUAUGACCGGGGUUCUAUGUCACAGGGCAAUGAGCCGCAAUACUUUGAUAUUAGCUCAGACUCAGAGGAGGACUCCUCUGAGGGGGAGUGGAAAGGCACCGGGGAGCCCGAAAAUCAUGAUCAGCGUGUUGCUAGGCUGUCGCGGUUGGUGCGUGAGGAAGGAAAGGCCAUGGACGAGGAGUUGGGCAUGGGUGUUGCGUGUGUGACUCCUUCUUUGCUUGCUGAGUUGAAGGAAGACCUGCGUAUUGCUGAGUUGCUUCAAGAACAUGACGAGUGCGAAAGGGACGUUGAGCUUGGUUGUUCAAGGUUUGCGCUGCAUCGGUUGGCUUCUGUUGAGCAUGAGCUGAAAAAUGCUUGGAGGUCUGCCGAGACAAGGAGCUUGGAGCAAGUGAGGGCACUGAAUGUGCCUCUGGCGGACUCCAAAUCAUUCGGUCGGCCAAGCUUGAUGCAGGUUGGCUUGGGUGGUCAGAGCGUGGUUGAGGCUGAGAGUCGAUCAGUUGAACCUGUUGAGCGUGGUGAUUCUGUUGAGUAUGGUGAUUCCGUUGAGCUUGGGAACUCCGUUGAGCUUGGUGAUAGUGUCGAGCUUGAUUUGCGUGGUGACUUGGUUCCGGGGGAGUCCUUGAAAGAUGUUCACCCUAGCUUUGGGCUAGAGACGCCAGAGCUUACCAUGAAGGGUGCUCAGCCGACUCCAGGAGCGCUGUUGCAGACCAGGAUCAUUUCACAAUCAGAGGUUUGGGCGGACAUCGAGGCAUGGCGCCAGCCGCUCACCGACGAGGUGACAGCAUUGAAGAAUGUACAUCAAGCGGUGUGGCCCAUUGGACCGGACGAGCUCCAACGACUUGAGCAGUUGGCAACUGUGUCGGUUAUACCGGGGUCAGUGCCGCGGCCACUAACGGGAAAUCUGGACUUCGAGACGUUGGUCAAGAAGUUGCAAUCUGUUCAGGGUGAUAGGGUUAAGAUUGUGGUGGUUUCCCCUCCAAAGAUCUUGGUUCGUUUAGGACUUGUAGAAGAAUCGGAGAAGUGGUUGGUGGUUAAGGCUUUGUACGGCCUUGCGGAGGCGCCGCGGCGAUGGAGUGCGCACAGAGACUUGUUGCUUCGACAGCUGGCGUGGGAAGACAACGGCCGAAGAUAUUCCCUGGAUGCCUGUGUUGCUGACAACAAUCUAUGGCGUAUCGUGAGCAAAGCAAAGCCUGAGACCACAGAGGACAUCCAAGGGGUAAGGCUUCACGGCCUUCUUGGAGUGUACGUAGACGACAUGCUCAUCACGGCGAACAAUGAGGUGCAGACCAAAUUGCUGCAAGAACUCCGCCGGCUUUGGUCUACUUCAGAUCCGGAGAUAGCUGAUGUGGGACUGGUUGAAAUCUAUGGUGAUGCAAGCUUUGCACCGAGCAGUGCAAAGAGUCAAACUGGCUUGGUGGCAACCCUGAGCGGUUUUCCCCAGUCAAGGGGUAGUGUAGGGUCAAAACGAGCCAUGGGAAUCGGAACGGUUGUUCUUGCCCUUUCCAUCCUGGCACUGGCAGCCUCAAAGAUAACCAUCACUGUUGAAGACAGCGAGGAUGGAGGCCGUGUCAUGGACAUGCUGCUUGUGCUUGGUGCGUCGCUGCUGGUGAUGGCUGCUUACGCGUUGCGUCGUUGGUGUGUCAGCGGUGCCAACAAUGAUCCGGUUGAGGUGAGUGGCAGUGGCAAGGAUGAAGAUGAAUGGCGUACCCGAAAGUCCCCAGCGGAGGAUCACCCAGGUGUAUCGCAGGCACUGGAUGAGCAACCUGGCUUGCGAAAAAUGUCUGGCUCCGGAUUCCAAAAUUCCAGUUUUUCUGGCUUGGGAAAAGGGGACGCUCCGCACCACAGUGACAGUUCGUCUGGCUUGGGAAAAGAGGACGCUCUGCACAACAGUGACAGUUCAGCUGGCUUGGGACAAAGGAUGGCUUCACCUAGCACGGUGAUAACCCAAACUGGCGUGCGACAAGUGGUCGAGGAUGAGAUCCAGGAGGGAGAAAUCCGUAUUCACCCAUAUUGGAGGCCUCCGCGGGUACCGCCGCGAAUGAUGUGGCCGGAGCUUCCAGCAUGGGGCGGACCACCAUCUCUGUUCCAUCAACCUACACCAACUUUCGUGUCCAAGGAUGAGUGGGUGGUAAGCAAGGAACGUGGCGUGCUGACUCGGUUUCAUGGAAGCGCCAGACUAUAUCUGUUCGACCCCCACAAGGCAAAGUUGCCCCUCGGCAUCAGAAUGGCUCAGCUGACAGGCCAGCGUCGUUCCUUUCUCAAGUUUGAGGAUGCUAGCCGGCCUACGACCAUCUUUGAAGACUCCUUUGGGGAGGUCGGUGCAAGGAAGAUGGAGACGGCCUGGAAGGGUAGGACUGAAUUCGCACUUCAUCCGCAUGCGAAUGUCCAGACAGUUGCCUAA
Symbiodinium pilosum is the source of this 2469-nucleotide messenger RNA. The record is from the annotation of a GenBank genome assembly. NCBI's taxonomy places the organism in Eukaryota, Dinophyceae, Suessiales, Symbiodiniaceae.